Molecule: messenger RNA, 2226 nt
Organism: Epinephelus lanceolatus (giant grouper)
Lineage: Eukaryota; Metazoa; Chordata; Actinopteri; Perciformes; Serranidae
Product: bromodomain-containing protein 3-like
Biological process (GO): chromatin remodeling; regulation of DNA-templated transcription
Cellular component (GO): chromatin; nucleus
Source: RefSeq, a predicted model, not a curated record
AGUUGGUCUAACGGUGCACUCGGGACUCAAUUGCUCUUUCUAGUUGUGUUUCUGAGCUGUGUGUCGCCUCUUUUUAAGUUUAUUAGCGUUUAUACUCUCAACGUGUCUUGUUAGGAUGAGUUCGUCAUGAGUUAUCGGUUAGUUUUGUGUUUUACCGUGACUGUCCCGUCAUCCCCUGCGCUAUUGUUUCCGUUAUUUGAGGACGACAGGUAUUAGUAAGAUCACAUUGCCUGGUAUGAAAACUAUGACUGAAGUGAGCGGCUUUCAUGUAGCUGACAGAAGCUGCAGGAGAUAACAGACACCCUCAGAGGUCGUGUUCAUUCGUUGAAGACCGGUCGCUUCCAGCUGCCCCUGCCAUGUCAGCAGACACAGAGCCGGACCCCCCUCAGCUUGUGAAUCCUCCACCUCCUGAGGUGACCAACCCCAACAAGCCAGGCCGGAGGACCAACCAGCUGCAGUACAUGAAGAAUGUAGUGAUCAAAUCCCUGUGGCGGCACGCAUUCGCCUGGCCUUUUUACACCCCUGUUGAUGCAGUCCGUCUUGGGCUACCAGAUUAUCAUACAAUAAUAACAUCUCCCAUGGACUUGGGAACCAUCAAGCAACGACUGGAAAACAACUACUACUGGAGCGCAAGCGAAUGUAUGCAAGACUUUCACAAGAUGUUCACCAACUGCUACUCUUAUAACAAGCCUACAGAUGACAUAGUGCUGAUGGCCCUCGCUUUGGAAAAGGUUUUCUUGCAAAAGGUUGCCCAGAUGCCACAGAGGGAAAAGGAGGUGUUACCUCAUGCUGCCAAAGGGAGGGGCAAAAAAGGUGGCGCUCCAGGUGGACAGACUGGAACUGUGACUCCAUGUUCUCCGGUGACAGUACCCACAUCUCAGCCAAGCCUCAGCUACACUCCCUCCAGCUCACCCCCAGUGCCCGAACACCCUUCACACACUGCCACAAAAAAGAAAGGGCUGAAACGGAAGGUAAACGCCACCACUGAAUUGUCCUCAGCAGCCAUAACCAGUUUGAGUGAUUUAUCAGGAAGCAAGAAGAGACGUGAGAGCGCAGGCCGAGUCAGCAGUCCCUCUGAGGAGCACUUUGAAGGAAAGGAGUCGCCACAGCAAGGAAGCGAGCAGCUCAAGUAUUGCAACGAGAUCCUGAAGGAAUUGAUGUCGAAGAAAUACAUAAGCUAUGCCUGGCCUUUCUACAAGCCUGUCGACGCCGAGGCUCUGGAGCUGCACGAUUACCACGACAUCAUCAAAUACCCCAUGGACCUCGGCACUGUUAAAAAAAAGAUGGAGAGAGGAGAGUACCAGGAUGCACAGAGCUUCGCUGCAGACAUUAGGCUAAUCUUUUCCAAUUCUUACAAAUACAACCCUCCAAAUCAUUACGUCGUCACAAGGGCCAGAAAACUACAGGGUGUGUUCGAGCAGAGGUUUGCAAAGAUGCCAGACGAGACAGUGGAGCCGCUCUCACCGAUGAACGCUGGGUCCGCUAAGAGUGCAGGUUUUAGCGGGGUAGCUGCCAGCAGCUCCUCCAACUUCAACAAAUCGGAGUUAGCAGAGGAGCGUGCCACCCGACUUGCUGAGUUGCAAGAACAGGUGGGUGCAGAACAGCUUAAAGCUGUCCACGAACAGCUCUCUGCACUCUCUGAAGUCCCUGUGAUUAAACCAAAGAAGAAAGACAGGGACAAGAAAGAGGACAGCAGGCAACAGAGAGGCAGCACAAAUCCCAGCUCCAGGCAGUCGUGGAAGGGAAGCAAAGACUGGGAUUCUGAUGAUGAAACCCUGCAAAUGACGUACGACGAGAAGCACCAGCUGAGCCUUGACAUUAACCGGUUAUCCGGCGUGAAGCUGGGCCGCGUGGUGCACAUCAUUCAAGCACGAGAGCCCUCGAUGCGCGACAGCAACCCGGACGAGAUCGAGAUCGACUUUGAGAUACUGAAGCCGUCCACUCUGCGGGAGCUGGAGCAAUAUGUGAGGUCUUGUUUGUAUAAGAAGUUCAAGAAAUUUCAAAAGAAAAGCAAUCAAGCUGCGCCUCAUCAUCACAUCGGCUCCAGCAGUUCUUCGGAUUCCACCACCAGCAACUCCAGUGGCUCCAGUUCAGAAGACAGUGACUUGUGGCAGCUGUAAUAUUUAAUUUAUUUUGUCAUUCAUGACCAAAAACUGUAAAACAUCCUUAUUUUUAUAUUUUUUUCAUUUGUUUAAAUAUUUGGAAAAUUAAAGUUCCCACACAGUA